Molecule: messenger RNA, 3664 nt
Organism: Fundulus heteroclitus (mummichog)
Lineage: Eukaryota; Metazoa; Chordata; Actinopteri; Cyprinodontiformes; Fundulidae
Product: transmembrane protein 65
Exons: 8
Coding region: 312-1079 (255 amino acids)
Biological process (GO): regulation of cardiac conduction; cardiac ventricle development
Cellular component (GO): mitochondrion
Source: RefSeq, a predicted model, not a curated record
CCCGCCCGCCGCGGUUCUCCUCCCAUCCGCCUCAUUCCAUUCCAUCCUACCCACAAGCCAGAGGUUAGUCCGGAGAAAACCGAAAAUGUAAAGUCUCUACUAUUAUUACACCAGUUGGUUAAAUGUUCACGGCAGCUGGGCCACUGUGUGGGAACUCUCUGAGCGGCUGAAGGAGCGUAAGAACCGGAGCGGCAGCCGUGUUUUUUUUUUUUUUUUAGGGGGAGGGCUAGUGCUUCUCCUGGCGGAGGUUGUCGGACGGGACAGCGGAGCAUCGACUAAGGGUUAUUUCUCUACCCUCCCUCAUCCGGAAGAUGCUGCCCUGCCUGCGGAGAGUCCUGCGGCCUGCCUUCUCCCUGACCGCCGGGAGUGGAGCGUCCAGAGCCGGACACCGGAGCAGCCAACCUCCCGCUGUGGUACCGGGCUCCCCGGGGCGGCUCGCCCCGCAGCCGCCGCUCUCCGCGCUGGCGCAGCGGUGCAACCUGGGCACACACCCCCUGAAGGAGCCCGUGGAGCCCCUCAACUCCCCCGGCGGAGCCAAGGACUUCAUUUACAGCCUCCAUCCGUCGGAGCGCAGCUGUCUGCUGCGGGAGCUGCACAAGUUCGAGUCCAUAGCCAUCGCUCAAGGGCAGCUGGUAGUUGCGCCACCUACUUCAGCCCAGUUGAGAUAUGUCCUGCUGCAUAAUGCCAUCCCCUUUGUUGGAUUUGGAUUCUUCGAUAACUGCAUCAUGAUUGUGGCUGGCACACAGAUUGAGUUAUCCAUCGGUGUGGUUCUUGGCAUUUCAACUAUGGCAGCUGCUGCACUUGGCAACCUGGUGUCUGACCUGGCAGGACUGGGGCUGGCGGGUUACGUGGAGGCCGUGGCGUCCCGACUCGGCAUGCAGAUUCCCGAGCUGAGCCCGAAGCAGGCGGACAUGUGGCAGACCAGAGUCAGCUGUCACAUGGGUAAAGCCAUCGGCGUGGGAAUCGGCUGCAUCCUCGGUAUGUUUCCUCUUCUCUUCUUCUCUGAUGACGAGGAGAAGAAGGAAGGACAGGCGAAGGAUGAAAGCCCUCCUGCUCCUGCACUGAGCAGCAAAAACUGAAAGCGGCUCGGUCAGGGCGGAUACCGUUUGUCGUCCUGAAGAAAAAGCGGACUGUUUGAGACCGAGCGCUCCGUCCCCGCCGCCGUCUGGAGCGGAGGAGAACGGGCCAAGACCCGGACCACCAGGGUCCUCUGAGGGGAUCUGACGUGAUCUAUUGAAGUAAAGCACAGAAGGCUGGCCGUGUGUUGGUAGAGUCCAGACUGGAACGCUGCUAAAUCCCCCACCAUCAUAAGCCCGCCCCAUCUUAGAGGUCUCGCUUCUGUUACGUAACUUUAGAAUCAAGCACCGACUUUAUGUCAUUAGAGGGCAACUUUGCCGACUGAAAGCUUGAACGGCUGUUUGAAAAGUUAGCAGCCAGUUCAAAGACACAAAACACUUGAACAUAUUCAGAUGAAGGCUUUCUGUUAUAAGUCUUUUUAAUAUGAUAUGCAAGAUAUGAGUGUAGUUUAUUUGCUUUAUCUGUUUCCUAAUCAUCAGAUUAGUCUCUUGCUGCGUUACCCUCAUAGUAAAUAGAAGUUAAACACCUUAUUUAUUUUCAGUUAUUGAUUGCUUUUGGUUUCGUCUACGCAUUAUUAUAUAUUCACCUGUAUGAGUUGCCAGAGCAGUAACCCAAGUGCGCUGUAGCUAAGACCUUUACAGAAAUCCGUUCAGACAUUUUAAAGAAGGGGAGCUACCUGAGGUUUACAUGCAUCUAACUAACAUGACUCCAAAACGGCUCCACUGAUGUCCCUGAGCUGAGCAGGAGCCACCAGGGGCCAAUCAGCUCUCUGCUUCUACCUGUACCUCAUUAUAACGCCUCCUCUGCUGCCCUCUGCUGGUCAACCACCGGCUGGUCUUUGCUUUUAGUCUGUUACCAGAGCAUCUUCACCAGCUCACGAUACCCGAUGUCGAUUACUGUUCCCCUCAGCGUAAAGUUCACUAACAUUUUCCUUUGUUCUUUGUUUCCUGGGUGCAGCAUUCAUCUCAUAAUUUAAGGUUAAAAUGGAAGGAAGUGACCAAAUACAGUGCUGUAAAAAAGCCUUUGCCUGCUUAGAGUGUUUCAGCUUUUCAUUUUGUUGCCGUGCUUCAUUUUACCAGUCAAAGAUAAGCUGAUGAAAGGCUAAUAUAUAAUGUAAUAAAAAGGACGUUUUUUAAAUGAUUACUAGAUGAAUUUAGUAAAAAAUAACCGUCUACACCAACCUGGCCUCAUUUGGAAAAAGUAAUGCAGUCUUUGUCAAAUCAUAAAUCUCUUGUUGUUAACGAAACUUUUAGGAAUGCUGAGUACAUUUUCAGUAGAAUCAAGAAAUCACUUAAAGAGAACCCGCAGUUUGAGCUUGAGAUCCUAAAAAGCAACACAUGAUGCUCUGAUGUGAAGAAAAUCCAGAACUGAAGAGAAAUCAUGUUACUGACACCUCAUCAGUCUGGAAAGGGGCAAAGCAUUUUCUAAGGAUGGUAGUAUUAUGGUCUGGGGCUGCUUGCUACAGGGUCUGGAUGACUUGCUGUAAUUGAUAGAACCGGGAAUUUUCCUUAGAACCUGUAAAAUCUUGAGAGGGAACGUCCGGCCUUCGGUUUGUGACCUUAAGCUCAGGUGAAAUGAAGUUACACAGCCGGACAUUGAACCAAAGCACACCAGCAGAUCUACUUCUGAAAGGCAAAAAACAAAAAGGACAAUUCUGAAAUGGCCUAGUCAAAGUCCCAAUUCAAAUCCAAUUGAGCUCUUGUAGCAUGACCUUGAACAGGCCGCCGAUGUCCAAAUACCUCGACUGUGACUGGAUAUAAACAAUUUGACCAAUCAUUGCAAGGAGAAAUCUGAAACAAUCUCUAAGGGGGCAAAUACUUUCAUACAGCCCGGUAUUCCUGCUAAGGACUUUAUUUGUGUUUUAAUAUUUAUAUUUGUAAGUUUCAGCUGUUUAUUGUUAUCUAGAAAGUACAAUACAUUAAGACUGCAAAGUAUUGACGCACAAAAGGUUUUUUUGUUUUUUCUUUUGCGCAGAAGGACGUUCCAGCUGACUGUGUUGCGGCCCACAAUUAAACUAAAUGAUGUCUCCAAACACUUGAAAUAGAGACACUGUUUCAGCUUUGUGCCGUGUGGACCACACAGAUUGCCACAAGUUCUAAGAGUGAACAGAUGUACAGAGAAAUGUACAUAUUUAUGUAGUUUCUUCCUUUACCAUCUUGCAUGCAUUAUAUGAAUUCUAAAGAUGAUAAAUAAAAGUACCUCUGUAAGGUUUGCAGCACAUGACUGACGGCACGUAGAUACAGGUGGGAUUUAAUCAGGCGGAGCCCUAACAGACAAAGGGCUCCACACCUUCUGUGGCCCUGAUUAUGUUCAUCAUUCUGAAAUCUGGUGUUUUUUUUUUUUUUUUAAAUGGGCCAAAAAUGUUGGAAUCGAGCAUAAAAAAAAGACAGCACAUUGGUUUGUGUCUGGACUGUCGAUGCAUGCUAACGAAUGCCGUUUUUGUUUCGUGUCGUAAACUGGCUGUGGUCUUUGUUUGCACUGAAACGAGUUGACAGCUUCCAGUUUCCAGAAGCAAACUAGAAGAUUUUCUGUUUGGUCUUAUGACCUAAGGGUGGCGCCCUUUUCUCAAACUAAAAAAAAUAAAUAA